Oikopleura dioica is the source of this 1374-nucleotide messenger RNA. Lineage: Eukaryota; Metazoa; Chordata; Appendicularia; Copelata; Oikopleuridae. The record is from the annotation of a GenBank genome assembly.
AUGCCGCUGAAGAAAGUGAAAAGAAGUAUUUCGAAGAUUUUUUCGCGUUCUUCGACGAAUUUGAAAGAAAUCAAAGAACAUCCGACAGAAGGGCUUGGAGCGAAAAUACCUUCUUCGACUCUCUCGCCUUCUGAAGAUUGCUCAGAACCUCCAUUCUACUACAGUGGCUCCUCAACCCGUUCCCCUUCCACCUCGAGCCGCUCCUCAUCAGAAGACUCGUCCUCUUCUUCUUCUACUCUCCGAGAAGAAGCGAAAGUAGUUUUGCGAUCAAAAGAAAGACGCAGCCGCCCUCCGAGACUCACUCAUGCCAUUUCAAAGGAAAAUAUCAGCAAGCGGCUGUCGUUACCAGCAGAUGUGCGCAUUCCGCCGAUUUACCUGACGAUGCUGACGCCAGAUUCUCCCAUAAACUGGGAAAAGCCACUUUCUAGCCACAAAGUCGCUCUGAAAGAAAUUCGGCUGGACGAAGAAGAAGGGUACUCCUGCACAACGAUCAGGGAAAUUUCACUUCUACGAGGACUGAAGCAAGCUAAUAUCAUCACGCUUCAUGAUAUCGUCCAUACGAAGAACAUGAUUACUCUAGUGUUCGAAUACAGCGAUUGCGACUUGAAGCUGUAUAUGGAGCACGUCAAAAGCGUCGACAUGAACGAUGUGCGAAUCUUCCUGUUCCAAAUGCUUCGUGGUCUAAGUUAUUGCCACGCGCGACGCAUUUUGCACCGCGAUUUGAAGCCGCAGAAUCUUUUGAUCAAUUCGAAAGGAGAAUUGAAACUGGCGGAUUUUGGUCUCGCCAGAGCGAAGAGUAUCCCGACGAAGACCUAUUCCAACGAGGUCGUUACUUUGUGGUACCGCCCGCCGGAUGUUCUUCUCGGAAGCGUCGAAUACACAACUUCGAUCGACAUGUGGGGCGUGGGAUGUAUUUACUACGAAAUGGUCGCUGGUCGACCCUUGUUCCCCGGCAGUACUGCAGACGAUCAAUUGGAAAAGAUAUUCAAAGUUCUUGGCACUCCCACUGAAGAUUCUUGGCCAGGCAUCAUUUCGUCUGAUCGAAUCGAAGCAAAGGGCCUUGUUGGCUUCAAAACGCGCAAAAACGCAAGACAUUAUCCUGGCGAAGACCUUUCAACAAUGGCGUCGAGAUUAGACCUUCACGGCCGAAAUCUUCUUCAGAAGUUUCUUUCUUAUGAAACGACCAAGCGCAUUGGCGCGAAAGCAGCAAUGGAUCACUCUUUUUUCAAGGUGCUGGGUAGCGAAGUGCGCCAACUGAAAGAAGACCAGCCAAUUUUCAAAGCUCGUGGCAUUCGGCUGCGCAACCCCGUUCCCGGCGAACGAAACAAAUCCGCGAAGACGGCGGUUGAUCGCCGCCGCUCCCACAUUUUCUAG